Molecule: messenger RNA, 4327 nt
Organism: Clupea harengus (Atlantic herring)
Lineage: Eukaryota; Metazoa; Chordata; Actinopteri; Clupeiformes; Clupeidae
Gene: tcf7l2
Product: transcription factor 7 like 2
Exons: 10
Coding region: 366-2018 (550 amino acids)
Biological process (GO): canonical Wnt signaling pathway; regulation of transcription by RNA polymerase II
Cellular component (GO): chromatin; catenin-TCF7L2 complex; beta-catenin-TCF complex
Molecular function (GO): RNA polymerase II cis-regulatory region sequence-specific DNA binding; DNA-binding transcription factor activity, RNA polymerase II-specific
Source: RefSeq, a predicted model, not a curated record
CCCCUCUCUAUUUAUGAAAACGUCACUUCAAGUCCCUCCCUGUUUGAAUCUCAUUAGUUUCUUGUGUGUUUCUCCCUGUCAAUAAUCCCGAAUCCAGACUCUCUCUAUUUCCAUCCCUCUCUAUCUGUCAAUCAGCGCCGCCUUUGAACUGAAAACCACUCCGACCAACUUCAACUCCUCAAUCCGAGCGGCUCAGCUCCAUCUCCGGCUUCUUUUUCUGCCAAGAUUCCCCUCUUUUGAGUUUGUACUAACCGCCAGUGCUUGGAAAACGCCAAUACAGACCCUAAACUUAAACUCGGAUCCGGGAUCACUAAGAUCAAGGGUUUAAAACUUUGUGUUUUUGCCCCCAAAAUUGCUCGGGAAAAAUGCCGCAGCUCAACGGCGGUGGAGGGGACGAUUUGGGUGCGAACGAUGAAAUGAUUUCCUUCAAAGACGAAGGGGAACAGGAGGAAAAAAUAUCGGAGAACUCGUCUGCAGAAAGGGAUUUAGCAGAUGUCAAAUCUUCUCUUGUAAACGAAUCAGAAACGAAUCAAAACAGCUCGUCGGAUUCAGAGGCGGAAAGACGGCCUCCGCCUAGAUCGGAAACUUUCAGAGACAAAACAAGAGAAAGUUUAGAGGAGGCUGCGAAGCGGCAAGAUGGAGGGCUGUUCAAGAGCCCACCGUACCCGGGCUAUCCGUUUAUAAUGAUCCCUGAUCUUACGAGCCCGUACCUCCCGAACGGAUCACUUUCUCCAACUGCACGCACAUAUCUACAGAUGAAAUGGCCGCUGCUCGACGUCCAGGCAGGAAGCCUCCAGAGCAGACAAGCACUAAAAGACGCCCGGUCCCCGUCGCCCGCUCACAUCGUUGGGCCUUUCUGCUUGGAGCUCCCUGGACAGACAGAUCUGAGUCUUCACCAAUUUCAGUUGUCUAAUAAAGUACCAGUGGUCCAGCACCCCCACCAUGUGCACCCCCUCACACCACUGAUCACCUACAGCAAUGAGCACUUCACCCCCGGCAACCCGCCACCGCACUUACAGACAGACGUGGAUCCCAAAACAGGGAUCCCGAGGCCUCCCCAUCCUUCAGACAUUUCUCCAUACUACCCUCUGUCGCCGGGCGCCGUCGGGCAGAUUCCCCAUCCGCUGGGAUGGUUAGUACCACAGCAAGGUCAGCCCGUUUACCCAAUCACGACAGGAGGCUUCAGGCACCCAUACCCCACUGCUCUCCAAGUCAACGCAUCCAUGCAAAGCUGCUCCGUGGCGUGGCGUGACGUGACAGGAGGUGGGGUGGGGUGGGGGGUGGAGACACACUUGCCCUUUGAUAUUCACCUUCUACUGAAUCUGUGCUCUGCCCCCCCCCCCUACUCAUCCAGAGGAAAGACAGAGAGAAGGAGGGAGAGAAAGAAAGAGUGGAAGCCAGAAGGCCAAGGAGAUAAAGUGAGGGAGGAACGAAAGAAAGAGAGAGAGAUGGAAGAAACACCUGUUUCUUUGCCCCCCCCCCCGCCCCCCAGGAGGAAAAAGAAGUGUAUCCGCUACAUCCAAGGUGACGGUAGCUGCGCCAGCCCCCACUCUUCUGAAGGAAGUUUACUGGACUCUCCCCCCUGCUCCCCCCCGUCCGCCCCCCUGAAGGACGCCCCCCCCAAACAGCAGGCUGAACAGAUGCAACCCCUCUCACUGACUCUCAAGCCCCCGCACCCCCCCCUGCAUCACCACCACCACCUCCUCCACCACCACCACCACCUCCACCCCGGAGCCCCUCCCCCUCUGGCCUCCCUGCUGGAAAGCCCCUCCCACUCGGCCAAAACCUCCGGCGGCCACGCCCACAACGGCUCCCUGGACCUAUCGGAUGUGUCUCUGCCUCCGUCCUCUCGCACUUCUGGAGCGCCUUCCUCCUCCUCUUCCUCCUCCUCCUCCUCCUCCUCCUCUUCCUCUUCGUUAGCGAGAGGUCCGUCUGGGCCCCUGUGCCCGCCCCGCUCCCUGUUGCCGAGCGCCAACUCAUCACAGCCCCUGUCUCUGGUCACCAAACCUCUGGACUGACUCUGCACUUGCUCCUCUCCUCUUCUGAUGUUCUUACAUUCAUCCCUUUCUCUUUACUUUCUCUUCAAUCCUUUCUUUUGUUUGUUGGUUUUGUCCUCUUUUCCUUGCUUGUGCCAAGAGGCUUUGGAUAGUAGAGCACUUUUUUUUUGUUAUUUUUCUCUUUUUUUAAUUAAUUAAUCAAACUUCAUUGGUCAAUAUUUGACCCUUCAUUAUCUUAAGAAAAAGGAAUUCUAUAAUGUAACGAGGAGAGAAAACUUACGAUGCAUUUGUAGAGUAUAGUGUCAAUCUGCCAAAAUUUGUAUAAUUUUUUUUUGUCUGUACAACAGAAAAUGAAUAGUUGUUAACGUAGUCGGGCAUAGACGUGUUUAAAACAGACCUAUAAAGCAUAAAGUAGGAGAUUUAAGAAGGGCGCGCUUUUCUGAGAGAGCAGCCCGGUCUAUUUGUUUGUAUGAAAUACGAGCCAGCGAACCAAUCAUUUUACACCUCUUUAAAAGAUGGAGGGCACAAGGACCCUGGGGAGCGUUCUCCAGCAGAGGACCUUCUUCCAGAGCUGUGUGAUGAUGUUACUCUCUCUUCUUUAAAUGUACAGAAAUGCGGGGAAGGGGGGUUCUGUGUUAAUAUGCAUUGUUCCAUUGCGUUGUUUAUUUUAUUUGACAUCUUUGGCUGUUUACCUGGGGGCCUCGGGCGUGGAGAUUGAAGUGGGUGGGGGGGAAAGGGACCUGUUUAGAUGGGGUUCGGGGGUGGGGUGGGGUGGGGGGGGGGGCAGGUUGCGGGUAUUCAAUAUGAACUGUCACAAGUUAGGACCAGUAGUAUUUAUUACUUUAGAGAAUGCUUGUUGUAUCUUGUAUGUUGUCCCUUUUCCAAUACCUUUUGUCUUUUUUUUCUUUUCUUUCUAAAAGAUAUGUGCGAGUGAUAUAUAUAUAUUAAUAUAUAUAUACACACAGACACAGAUACAGACACUAUACGUUCAUGCACACACGAGUACAUGCUGAUUUCAUUUUUCUAUAAGGUUGGAGCCAUGUACCAUACCAUGUUUGGGAGCUUUUUUUUUUGUCCAUCUGACAUCCUGGAGUCCACUACGGGGAGGGCUUCUCCGAGCGGCGGGCCUCCUCCUGCACCACCAUGUAAACACUAGAAGCCAUUCUACUACACUAGACUAAAAGAACAGAACACUUUGACACAGCGAUGGGAUGGCGGGUUUGGUUUUGGUGUCUCCAGUAGUUGGCGAAGAGUUUCAAAGCCCUUGUUUUUUCUAUGAUACAGUCUCACAUCUCAAGGACUGUAGAAUUGUGUACAGAUUUUUUCCGUGCCAAAAUUUUGUGAUAAUUUCACACACACCCCCUUCUGAUGCGCUAGGGUUUCCCUACCCUUUCUCGUUGUUGUCGUCGAUUUUUUUUUUUUUUUGGUUUGUUUCGUUUUCUCUUUUUUUUUUUUUUUACCAUACUUUGCUGUGACGUUACAUAGAUUGCUAUGUAUGUAGUAUAAAUGUUGCUAUAACAAAUGUGUUUGGUAGCAGAUUGUCAAAUAUUAAAAUUUUAAAACGGAAUAAAAACACCUGGCAUCACACAGUACUAACCUUGAAGGGCCAAAUGUGUGUAUAGUAGGAGGGUCAUUAAAACUGUUGAAUAAAGAAGUAAACACAUACAGACUGCCACUUUUAAAUACACUACUACAUAUAGGUAGAUAGACAAACCGGCAUGUUGAUGUUGUAAGAAGCUGUUUUAAAAAAAAAAAGAGAAAAAAAAAAAAAAAGCUACAAGAGAAUCAUCCAUUGGGUGCCAUAGUAACAUGACUGUGACAUCACGCGGCUGUAAGCUCCAUCCUCCGCUUCCCCCCCACACGCUAAAAGACCAGUCCUUUUGAAUGUUUCCUUAACGGCUGUGAUGUUUAAUGCUCUUCUCCCUUCUUUUCUUUUCUUUUCUUUACCUUUUUCUUUUCAUUUUGGGUUUUUGUUUGUAUAUUUCUCUGUUUUUAUUUUUGUUUUUCAUCAUUGGAGAUGUUUUUUGUAAUGAAUAAAUGUUUAUGCUGUACAGUCUCUGUAGCAUGCGGUCCUGUAUUAAUAAAAGGCUUAGUAUGUGACAUCGUCUUCGACUCUUUCUCCUACCCACAGCAGCCCACCGCCAUAUAAAGGGACCCCCGUGGGACUAAACAUCAUGUUACAUUCAUCAUUUUGUUGUGGAAAUAAAUAUAAACUUAAUAUCUUUAGGGUUGUGGAAAUACAUAUAAAAUAAAAUAAAAAAAACUAAACCAAUGGGAAUAAACAUGACAUUUAUGGGAAUAAAAAGCUUUUGUGACAAAAAAAAAAAAAA